CUGUGAGGAGCUUGGCAUUAUCGCUGUGGUCGGGUUUUACAAAAUUGUGGACUGAUUUUAAACUUCUGCUCGCUGCAGUUGUGCGUUUACUCUGGGUUAUCUACUGGCUACUGAGGGAAAAGUCAAGGCCCCGUAAGCAUUGAUGUCGAAAAGGAACACACAGGGAAGCCAACAGAUGACCACCAGAACAGGUGCUGACAUUGACGACAGAGCGUGAGGUUUAAGGUAUGAAUUGCAAAGACAAUGGAACAUUAUCUUCUGCUGCUGGUUCCGACGAACACCAGAUGACACUGAGUCUGUCUUCAGAGAUGCAGGUUCGGCACCUCCCCACCAAGAACAAUGCAGCACAUUUACCAGCGCCAGUUGGUAAUAUUGCGGGGAAGAAGCCUGGUCAAGUUGAGAUAAAACGUGAAUGUGACAAAUAUAUAGAAUGUGAGAGGGAGUUCAACCGUGGCCAUGACCUUAAAGAUCAUAUGACUGUACACACAAGAGUUCUGAGGAGUCGUGAACUACGUCACAAAUGUAUGGUAUGUGAGAAAGGGUUCAGAGCCCCAUAUGCCGUGAAGGAACAUAUGAAUAUACACACAGGAGAGUGUAACUUUCCAUGCGAAGUUUGUGGACAGAAGUUUUCUCAGCGUAGGGGUUUGCAGAUCCAUAUGUGCACCCACUCCACAGACAGGCCACAUAAGUGCAAGCUCUGUACGAGUGCAUUUAAGAGGUCAAACCAUUUGACACGACAUGUGUUUGGUGUACACGAGAGAAAACGGAAAAUAAGAUGUAAUGAUUGCAAUAGAUACUACUUUCCAUCUCCUGGAAGUGAGGUGAGGCAUGCAAAGAAAUAUCACGUUGGAGAGGACUACAGAAUUGAUGAGAGGCCAUACAAGUGUAUACUUUGUGAUGCUCGGUUUAUAGAACGUUGGUCCGUCCGUGUCCAUGCCGACGCAGUACAUUCAGAUGAGAGACCUUAUUUAUGUACUGUGUGUGGUAAAACAUUUAAAAAAAAUAUUUUGUUGCAACGUCAUUCUGCAAUUCAUAUGGAAGCAGAGAAAGUUAGUACUGAAUGUAAAGUAUGUCAGAAGAUGGUGAAAGCAAAUGCCAUGUAUAUUCACAUGAAAUCCCAUGGGGAGAAGAAGUUUUUGUGUAAUAUUUGUGGGAAAAAGUUUAGUUUGAAACAUCAUCUUUCUGCGCAUGAGAAAAGCCACCAAGGGGUGAGAGCACAUGCCUGUGAGCUGUGUGACAAAAGAUUCACCCUACCUCAUCAGCUGAGGGCCCACAGAAACACCCACUCUGUGUCAGAAUCCAAGAAGUCAAAAAUGACAAGACUGACCACCCAAUAACCUCAGGGAGCAUAGAAGAACCUAUUCCUAGAAAUCGAAGUUGCAAGGCUGACUACCCUAUAAACCUCUAGGAGCAUAGAAGAUUGAGAAGAACCUAUUCUGUGUUAGGACCAUAUACCUCAAAGUGUCCAUUGAUCCAAUAAUGCCAUACAUAUUGCACCUGCAUGUCUCUCAUUGACAUUGUUCAGACAAAGCGCAUCUCUUCUAAGCUACAUUCAAUCCAUAGUUCUACAUUGUGCAUUUUCUGUAGGAUUAUUUUUAUCUCCACAAUUUUGUGCUCUUUGAACAUGCUUUGCACAUGAAAGUAUGUGCUAUAUAAGUGUACCAUUAUGUUCUAGACAUGUCCAUCUUCUUGUAGCCAUGACCAUCCUUUUUUAGUUACGUCCAUUCUGUCGUAGCUGGUCCUUGUUGUAUUUGUGUCCAUCCUGUUGUAUAUUGUAGCUUUGUGCACCCUGUUAAACAUGUUGUUGCUGUGUCCAUCCUGUUGUAGCCAUGUUCUUCCUUUACUAGCGGUGUCCAUCCUGUUGUAUAUUGUAGCUUUGUGCACCCUGUUAAACAUGUUGUAGCUGUGUCCACACUGUUGUAGCCAUGUUUUUCCUUUACUAGCUGUGUCCAUCCUGUUGUAACAGUGUCCAUCCUGUUGUAGCUCUGUCCACACUGUUGUAGCCAUGUUCUUCCUUUACUAGCCGUGUCCAUCCUGUCGUAACAGUGUCCAUCCUGUUGUAGCUCUGUUCAUACUGUUUCUGUCCAACCGGUUCUAUCCAUGUCCACCCUCUUGUAGUUGUGUCAUUCCUGUUGAACAUGUUGGAGCUGUGUCCAUCCUGUUGGACAUAUUGUAGCCAUGUCCACCCUGUUGUAACAGUGUUCAUCUUGUUGUAUCUAUGCCCACCCUAGUGUAGCCGAGUCCAUUCUGUUGUAGCCAUGUCCACCCUCUUGUAGUUGUGUCCAUCCUUUUCCAACCUCUAUCACCACCCUGUUUUAGGUGUGUCCCUUCUAGCCAAGACCACCUUGUACAAGACUCGUCCUUCCUGUUCUAUUUGUGUCUACCCUGUUCUAAUCAUGUCUCAUAGGUGUUCCUUAUCUAGCAGUGUCCAUUCUGCCGUGUCCAUCCUUUCCCAACCUCUUCGCCCAGCCUGUUUUAGGUGUGUCCCUUCUAGCCAAAACCACCUUGUACAAGACUCGUCCUUCCUGUUCUAUUUGUGUCUACCCUGUUCUAAUCAUGUCUCAUAGGUGUUCCUUAUCUAGCAGUGUCCAUUCUGCCGUGUCCAUCCUUUCCUAACCUCUUCACCAAGCCUGUUUUACUCAGGCCUUUGUAGCCAUGUCCACUCUGUUCAAAUUAGGUCCACCCUUUAUAGGCGUUGCCAUCCUGUUCCAGCUGUGACCCUGUAGGUAUGACACCCAGUGGUUACAACUAUGUUGAACAUGUACUAUUUCAAUAAACUGAAUAGUAACAGUC
Haliotis rufescens (red abalone) is the source of this 2793-nucleotide messenger RNA. Its product is annotated as zinc finger protein 226-like. Bases 228 to 1337 code for a protein of 369 amino acids. Gene Ontology annotation, biological process: regulation of transcription by RNA polymerase II. Gene Ontology annotation, molecular function: DNA-binding transcription factor activity; RNA polymerase II cis-regulatory region sequence-specific DNA binding. The transcript is spliced from 2 exons. NCBI's taxonomy places the organism in Eukaryota, Metazoa, Mollusca, Gastropoda, Lepetellida, Haliotidae. The record is from RefSeq and is a predicted model, not a curated record.